AUGGACGAAUGCGAGGCCAAAUUCUUAAAUGAAACUGUAGAUUUCAACAGAACGACGAUGGCAGGUGUUAAUAAAGCAAUUGCAGGGCCUGCGCACGUAGACAAUGACGUGAGCGAUAACGCACGCUACGACGAAUGUUCGGACACACCACGUCGCAAGACGAUAAUUUCGAUACCUAAAAAAGCGGCGUUAGGUGAAUUGCGUCCCUUUUGUAAUUUGAUACCUGGCGAAUCGCGUCCCUGUUGUAUAUAAUAGAUAAUAUUUUAGUCAAUUAUACGUCAAUCAUUUCUGUAAAAAAAAUUAAAACUAUAAAAGACUAUUAUAUAUUUUAAACAAGUAAACGUUUAAAUGAAUCGGCUUUGAAUCUGGUCAACAAUUUAUUAUUAUAUUUAAUCAUUUUUUCUCGAAUAUAAUUUUCUUAUCGACUUACCCUGACGGGAUUUUCUUUGUCCAUUACUUCGUGUUUUUUUGUAAGUUUCAAACGGAAUAUUUUUUAAAACAUCAAUAAAGUUGUGAAUAUUUGGAUAACUAGCGAUAAAUAUAUUAUUUAAUUUGGAGUGAAAUGCCUCACAGCUGUUAUUGGCUGUCCGAUUUGUCGCAAAUUCAGCCCAGAAAUUUGGAGGGAAACUUGCAUCUGUAAUAAUGUAAGUUUUGAAUAUUAUGUAUUCUAUGAAAUUAUUAUACAUAAAAAUAAAUCGGAGAUGCAAUUCACCUACUUGUAAAAAAUAUCCGGGCCACAAUUCACCUAGCUGUGUAUAAACAUUUUAUUUUUGCAACGCAAUUCACCGAACCCGAUAAAAGCGGCCGACGUAGAACCAGAAUAGAAAUUAUUGGUAAAACGGCAAAUAUUAACGGGGCGUCAAGGCGUGAAAAUCGUAGACCUGACAACACUGAUUGUAUGUGUUGUUGUUUAUGGCAGUUAUCUCGAAGAUUUGUGCCGCUAUUAGUCGUUGUUCGCCGAAGUUUAGAUGAUAACAAACAAAGUUUUAUUAUUUUUUUUAAUUGAUUUUGUAAAAUAAAUGUGUUAAUAAAUAUAUUUACUUAAAUGUAUUAAUAAAAUAUUGUUUCUGGUACUUUUCUCUCCCUUUCUGGUCUGUUUUCGAAUAAUUUUAAGUAAUUAAAAAAUAAUUGUAAUAUUCGAUUAAUUAUGGAAAAUGUAUACAAAUAUUCCCACCUAAAUAUCACCCGUACUGUUUAUAGUAAUAUAGUAUAAUAUACUACGCUUACUUUUAAUAAAUCGUAUAAAUAUUAUAUAAAUCAUAGAUAUCCACUUUGUAGGUAAAGUCGGUGUCACUGAAUUAGCAAGAUGGCAGCGGCGUUUGUCAGUAAUUGCAGCUCAAACUAGUUACGAUGAGUGGUUUCAUCAUGCCACACGAAUUGUUAUUGUAAUUUUAUAA
Messenger RNA from Cinara cedri, 1397 nucleotides. NCBI's taxonomy places the organism in Eukaryota, Metazoa, Arthropoda, Insecta, Hemiptera, Aphididae. The record is from the annotation of a GenBank genome assembly.